AUGCUUUGGAAGGUCAACGAGCCUGCCCAGCAGGUGGCCUUUGCCGACAAGGUGCUGUUGAACAAAGUCGACGCAGUGAGCCGGGACAAGGCACAAGAAACAAUCGCAGCGAUUCGAUCGAUCAAUGCCUUCGCUCCAGUGGUGGAGUGCAGCCUGUCUCUGAAACCGGAUGCCGUUCCGGUGGAGGAGCUGGUGUCCAUAGAGUCGUUCGACUUGACCCGGCUGCUCACCGUGGAGAGUGAGCAAGGAGAGGUUGACCUGGCAGCGGUGCCAGAGUCGCAUGCUUCGGGUCACGAGCACUCUCAUGGCCACUCGCACUCCCACAGCUGUGAGGAUCCAACCUGCUCGGAUCCUUCCCAUGGCGCCCAUCACGGUCACAGCCACGACGCAGAUUGCUCGGACUCGUCGUCCGAGCACGAUACCCACGACACCCACACCCACCACGACACUGACAUCGGAUCCAUGGUUCUGGAGCUAAGGGAUGUCCCAAUGGACAUUCCGCGCUUUAACCAUUUGCUUGACGAGCUGCUGGAGCGCAGCGUGGACCUCUAUCGCUACAAGGGCAUCCUGGCCUGUGCCCAGGGAGGGAAGGUGGUCCGCCUCGUCCUGCAAGGCGUGCACGACAUGCUGGAUCUCUCCUUCUCCGGUGAGUGGCCGUCAGAGAAGCCGCUGCGCACGCAGGUGGUCCUCAUCGGGAGAAAGCUGGACAAAGCGGCACUGGAACAGCGCUUCCGUGAAUGUGCUUUGCUUCCCGAUGUGGUCUGA
Molecule: messenger RNA, 765 nt
Organism: Symbiodinium necroappetens
Lineage: Eukaryota; Dinophyceae; Suessiales; Symbiodiniaceae
Source: the annotation of a GenBank genome assembly